This is a messenger RNA of Brienomyrus brachyistius, 11031 nucleotides long. Its product is annotated as unconventional myosin-IXAb-like. Gene Ontology annotation, biological process: intracellular signal transduction; positive regulation of GTPase activity. Bases 699 to 8363 code for a protein of 2554 amino acids. The transcript is spliced from 44 exons. The record is from RefSeq and is a predicted model, not a curated record. Gene Ontology annotation, cellular component: myosin complex. Gene Ontology annotation, molecular function: GTPase activator activity; ATP binding; protein binding. Lineage: Eukaryota; Metazoa; Chordata; Actinopteri; Osteoglossiformes; Mormyridae.
GUUUACAAGGUAAUAAAACCGUUUGCUAGAAUGGCAUUGUCUGUCUGGAUCGCAGCUGUCCGCUUGCACUCCUAACCUUGACUUUUAAAAGGGGUACUUUUUCAAAUGACAGUUUGUUCUAUUCCCGUGCUGGUUGGAUCACAGCUCCUUGUUGUUAUACACUUGGGGUACUUGCUCUGUUGACCUUUUGGUAAGAACUUGAUGAAAGACUGUUGACUGGACCUUGUAAAGCUUUCCGUGCUGGAGUUGUCAAACUGGAUGCACAGUAAUUUGUGUCGCAUUGUGUGGAGCAGAGGACAACAGGUUGUGAAACUCUUCCUGCUUACCUUCUGAAAGUCUUGGAGCACCAGCUUUGAGUGUAACCCUGUUCCUCGGAUUGUCCUUAGAUUGACUUCGGAGACUUUCCAGUCCUUCCUAAUGUGGUUUCAGCUUCAACUGAUGUUUCAUCCCCGUCUCCUUGAUACCUUUAUUUCACGUUGCAUGAUAAAAUGAACUAAAACCUACAAUAGAGCCUCAAGAUGGGUCAUCCGAACAGGGUGCUGGCUUGCAGCCUUAAGUACUGCACCAAGGACAGUGAGGGAACCCUUGAUUAUCCGGAUUCUGGAAGGCACAGUCACAUGGCUGGGAUGUCUUGACGGGGUUGCCUGGGCACUCCGGACGGGUGCGAGGCACGUGCUGAUGGGAACUGCUGCUCCAAUAUGAGCCUUCAUGAUGUCGGAGGUAGGAGACGUUUCGAGGACCCCGAGUUCACCUUGCGAAUCUACCCGGGGAGCAUCGCGGAAGACACCAUUUACUGCCCCGUCUCGGCCCGCAAGACUACCACAGCUGCGGAGGUCAUCGGGCAAGUCAUCGACCGGCUCCGGCUGGACAGGACCAAAUGCUACGUGUUGGCGGAGGUGAAGGAGUUCGGCGGUGAGGAAUGGAUCCUGAAUCCCACAGACUGCCCUGUCCAGCGGAUGAUGCUGUGGCCAAGGAUGGCGCUGGAGAAUCGUGUCGGCGGCGAGGACUACCGCUUCCUCCUGCGGGAGAAGAACCUGGAUGGCUCCAUCCACUACGGCAACCUGCAGAUGUGGUUACGGGUCACGGAUGAGCGGCGCCGCCUAGUGGAGAGGGGACUCCUGCCACCUCCGCAGCCCAAGGACCACGAUGACCUGUGCAACCUGCCUGACCUCAACGAAAAGACGUUGCUGGAGAAUCUGCGCAGCCGCUUCAAGGAGGAGAAGAUCUAUACCUAUGUGGGCUGCAUCCUGGUGGCCAUCAACCCCUUCAAGUUCUUGCCUAUCUACAACCCCAAGUAUGUGAAGAUGUAUGACAACCACCGAUUGGGCAAGCUGGAGCCGCACAUCUAUGCGGUGGCCGAUGUAGCGUACCACGCCAUGCUGCAGCGCCAGGGUAACCAAUGCAUUGUCAUCUCUGGUGAGAGCGGCUCGGGCAAGACCCAGAGCACCAACUUCCUCAUUCACCACCUCACUGCACUCAGCCAAAAGGGCUUUGCUAGUGGUGUGGAGCAGACCAUCCUGGGGGCAGGACCUGUGCUUGAGGCCUUCGGAAAUGCGAAGACGGCUCACAACAAUAACUCCAGCCGCUUCGGAAAGUUCAUCCAAGUGAAUUACCUGGAGAGCGGAACCGUGAGGGGAGCCUACGUGGAGAAGUACCUUUUGGAGAAGUCCAGGCUGGUCUACCAGGAGCACAAUGAAAGGAACUACCACGUGUUUUACUACCUGCUGGCAGGAGCGAGCGAGGAGGAGAGGCUGGCCUUCCACCUCAGGAACCCUGACGAAUACCAUUACCUCAACCAGAUGACAAAGAAAGCCGUCAAACUGCACUGGGAAAAUGACUAUGAGAGCGAGCUGGACUGCUUCACGGUGGAAGGGGAGGACCUAAAGCAUGACUUUGAGCGUCUGCAGCUGGCCAUGGAGAUGGUGGGCUUCCUGCCUGCCACACGGAAGCAGAUAUUCUCCCUUCUGUCGGCCAUUCUGCAUCUGGGAAACAUCCGAUACAAGAGGAAGAUAUAUCGGGACGACUCCAUUGAUAUCUGCAACCCUGAAGUGCUGCCCAUUGUCUCUGAGCUGCUGGAGGUGAAGGAGGAGAUGUUGAUCGACGCGCUCACCACACGGAAGACGGUGGCCGUCGGCGAGAGGCUCAUCGUGCCCUACAAGCUAGCAGAGGCUGGGACAGUGCGUGACUCCAUGGCCAAAUCCCUUUACGGUGCUCUGUUUGACUGGAUCGUGUUCAGGAUUAAUCAUGCGCUACUCAACAACAGGGACUUGGAGGAAAGAGCCAAGAUCCUAUCCAUUGGAGUGCUGGACAUUUUUGGGUUCGAGGACUAUGAGAACAACAGCUUUGAGCAGUUCUGCAUCAACUUCGCCAACGAGAGGCUGCAGCAUUACUUCAACCAGCACACCUUCAAGCUGGAGCAGGAAGAGUACUGUGCUGAGGGCAUCAGCUGGCACAACAUCGACUACAUCGACAACAGCGGCUGCAUCAGCCUGAUUAGCCGGAAGCCCACAGCGCUCUUCCAUCUGCUGGAUGAGGAGUGCAACUUCCCGCAGGCCUCAAACCAGACUCUGCUGGACAAAUUUAAGCGUCUGCAUGAGGGAAACAGCUACAUCGAGUUCCCAGCUGUCAUGGAACCUGCAUUCAUCAUCUGUCACUAUGCUGGGAAAGUCAAGUACGGGGUCAAGGAUUUCAGGGAGAAGAACACCGACCACAUGCGGCCUGAUAUCGUGGCCUUGCUGAGGAGCAGCCGGAGCGCCUUCAUCGGCGGCCUGAUCGGCAUCGACCCCGUGGCCACCUUCCGUUGGGCCGUGCUGCGGGCAUACUUCCGAGCCACUGUGGCCUUCCGAGAGGCGGGCAGGAGACACAAAGAAAAGAAGGGUGGACGAGAUGAUGCAGCUCCUUGUGCCAUCUUGAAAAGCGUGGAUAACUUUAGCUUUCUCCUUCACCCCGUGCACCAAAGAAGCUUAGAGAUCCUGCAGAGGUGCAAAGAAGAGAGGCACAGUAUCGCCCGGAAGAGUCCUCGGACACCCCUGUCAGACCUUCAGGGUUCCAAUACGCUAAACGAGAAGUCUCACCGGGGGCAGGACAGCAGCAGUGGGGGGUGGAGUGUGCGCGGCAGCAGGUCGGCAUGGCUUUCCUCGUCCGUGAGCCCGUCUCUGGAUGAAGACGGCGUCAUGGUCAAUUCCAGCAGCAGCAAGAUCUUGGAAAGGGCCCAUGGCAUCCUCAUGCGGAAUAAGAACUACAAGUCGAAGCCCAGCCUUCCAAAGCAUCUGCUGGACAUUAAGUCCCUCAGGUACCUGAGCAGUCUGACGCUGCAUGACCGCAUCACCAAAUCCUUGCUGCACUUGCACAAGAAGAAGAAGCCGCCAAGCAUCAGUGCACAAUUUCAGGCUUCUCUGAACAAACUGAUGGAGACCCUGGGACAGUCCGAGCCGUACUUUGUGAAGUGCAUCCGCUCGAACGCUGAGAAGUUACCGCUGCGUUUCAACGACACCCUGGUCCUGAGGCAGCUGCGCUACACCGGCAUGCUUGAGACCGUGCGCAUCCGCCAGUCAGGGUACAGCAUCAAGUACAGCCACCAGGACUUUGUCCAUCACUUUCAUCUGCUCCUGCCUCACGGCUCCAGUCCCACCCAGCAGAGCAUUAGUGACUUUGUGCGGCAAGUGGACCUGGCGCCGGAUGGCUGUCAAGUGGGCAGGACCAUGGUGUUCCUGCGGGAAGCAGAGCGCCAGCGGCUACAGGAGCUCCUGCACCAGGAGGCCCUGCGGCGCAUUGUCGCCCUGCAGCGCCGCUUCCGUGCCGUGCAGGAGAGGAAUCGCUUCCUGGGCAUGAGGCUGGCGGGCCGCACCAUCCAGCGCUGGUGGCGUGCUUGCAGGCCAAAGUACGCUCAGCCCGAUAGGUGCACUGACAGCAGCCUCCACCAGGGGGCAGCGGUGUGCCUUCAGGCGGCCUGGAGGGGGUACUGUGCACGGAGGAGCUUCCUGCAGUGGCGGGAGGCGGCGCUGGUUAUCCAGAGGAGCUGGAGGCAGCACAGGCGAGGCUGCCGAGAGCGAGCCGCGCUCACCGUGCAGACAGCCUGGCGCGGGCAUCGUCAGAGGCAGCACUACCUCAUCCUGUGGAGCAGAGUGGUGCUUCUGCAGGCCGCCUGCAGGGGGCACCUGGCGCGGCUCAGUGUUAAGGUUCUAAAAGAGCAGAAACCAAAGGAGAUCCCGCUGCAGAAUGGAGAGUGGAGCCCAGCACCAGAUGCAGAAGCCGCAAGCACGAAAGAUCACUCCUGUGAGGAUUGCAAGAGGGAACUCCCAGCUUUUACUGGCCUCAAAGGGAGCCCCUGGCAUGCAGAGGCGGACACAAACUUCCAGGAGGUGGAGGAUGGCGAGGCUCAAGGGGCGCCUAGCACCCAGGAUGAGCCCGUUCAGAAAACCAGGGCUAAGAGGGAGAACCGGAGGAUGAGGGAGCUGGAGCAGGCCCAAUUCAGCCUGGAGAUGCUGAAGGUGAGGAGCACUGCCGGGCGGUCAUCUGAGUUGGUCCCGGGGAGUCUGGAGUCCCCACAAGACACCCCAGACAGCGAGAGUUCCCAGGAAAGCUUCCAUCUGCCAAGAACAGAAGAUGGUCCCCCUGUCACAUCGGAAGAGGUGGCAGACAGUUCUUCACCCAUAAUCCCUGGGUCGCUUGGAGAUCUUGAGUCAUGUUAUCCAAAUGAAAUAGUAUCUUCCGAUAUUCUUACCACCAGACUCGUGACAGACACAGAGAGCCCAGCAUCUUUCCCCAAGAUUGAGAACCACCUACCAACCUUCUAUGUGCCCCCCAAGGAGGGCAGAGAUAUCACCCACCAAUCCCCUGAGGGCUCUCCAACUCUUGAGCCAGAUAGCACAAGCAAAGCCCUGAAGGGAAAGAAGCUGUUGGCCAGUCGGCCGAUGGUAGUGGUCAUCAGCAUGCACAAGGAGACGCCGCUGGAUGACGUCCUGUCAUUGGCACCGGGGGUCUCUGACAGCUGUAACAGGACCAUCCAACAGGCUGACCCGUCCCCAACCCUAAGUCCAUCCCUUGCCCCGUCAACACCUCCAGCCCCUACCUCCAGCGGCCAGGCCGUGCUGGAGCACCUGGAGCGCUUGCAGGAUGAGAGGGAAGAGCGGCGACGCGAGGAGCAGCGGCGCAUGGAGCAGGAGAUGAUGGAGCAGAUCCGUCUCCAGCGGGAUCAGCUGGAACGGGAGCGUGAGGAGCAGAGGCGCAUGGAGCAGGAGAUGAUGGAGCAGAUCCGUCUUCAGCGGGAUCAGCUGGAACGGGAGCGUGAGGAGCAGGCGCGCAAGGAGCGGGAACGCCUCCAGCGGCAAUGCGGGGAGACCCUGCAGCGCAUCCAGGAGUACCGGCAGGUGGCCGGCCGUGGGCUCCAGCAGCCCGGGUCUCCAGCCCCUGCCCCCACCGAGCUGCCAGCUCCGGAUGUGUCUUCCGCAAUUCAAGCCCUCCCCGUUCCUCAGGCUGACGUAGGUGAAGGGGAGACGGCGGAGGGCAAGUCCACGGAGGACACACCUCCCAAGAAGUGCCACACCCAGACCAUCAGCAUCACCAUGACGGACAAGUUCACCGACGCCUUCUACUCCCCGUGGGAGAGCAAGGCCUCCUUUUCCAGGUCUGAGAAAGACUUGACCAAUCAGGGGAGGUCCAUGGCAAUCCAGAAGGACGACUCCCCUUUGAGUCUGAAGCCCCCUUCAGGAUCUAAAGGACGUGAGGUGGCCAUGCCAGGCCAUAGAAAGCGGGUACGGAUGGCACGGACACGCUCCGACUUCCUGACCCGCGCCUCGAGUCUGGAGGGGGAGGGCGGGGGGGCGUCGGAGGAGGAUGAGUACGAUGUGGCUUCCCCCUUCGCGCCCCCCUUAUCCCCCAGCCCACCCCUCCCCACGCAGGAUGCAGAGGGGGGUGCAGGCCGAGCCUGUCACAGUGACUCAGAAACGAGGAAGAUGCACAAGGCCAUGUCUUCCGGGGACUUGGGCAAGACGGACUCCCUGCGGAAGGGAUCCCACUUCGAUGGGAGCAGGGUCCGUGGGAAGAUGCGCUUCUGGGGAAAGGCGAAGCCGGGGGACAAGAAGGCCUUGUGGGAGAAGUCGGCCAGCGUGGAGGAGCCGCUGGAAGGGGACAGCGCCGGAGGGGCGAUGCAGUUGGGGGAGCAUGAGCGCCCCCACGCGCACAGCAUGGAUGUGGGCCCCGAGCGGGGACGGGAAUCCAAGGAGAACAAGGAACCGUCUCCUCGGGCCAAGCGGAGGCGCAGCGUGAAGAUCAGCAGCGUGUCCCUGGAUGUGGCGCCCUGGCAGAACGACCUUCUGCGCAUGUUCACCGGCGCCAAUGACUACCGCUGCAUGAACGAGUUCCUCAUGAAGAAGAUAAAUGACCUGGAGAGUGAAGAUAGCAAGAAGGACACCAUGGUGGAUGUUGUCUUUAAGAAAGCCCUCAAAGAGUUCCGUCUGAACAUUUUCAACUCCUAUUCCACCGCUUUGGCUAUGGAUGACGGUAAGGGCACACGCUACAAGGACCUCUACGCCCUGUUUGAGCAUAUCCUGGAGAAGAGCAUGCGGCAGGAACAGAGAGACUGGGCUGAAUCCCCGGUCCGGGUCUGGGUCAACACCUUCAAGGUCUUUCUGGACGAGUUCAUGACAGAGUGCAAGCCCCUGGACAGCACAGCCAGCAAGGUGCCAAAACCGGAACGUAAAAAGCGGCGUAAGAAGGAGUCCGACAUCGUGGAGGAACACAACGGCCACAUCUUCAAGUCCACGCAGUACAACAUCCCUACCUACUGUGAAUACUGCUCAUCUCUCAUCUGGAUCAUGGACCGCGCGUGUGUCUGCAAGCUAUGUCGAUAUGCCUGCCACAGGAAAUGCUGUCUCAGAACCACCGCCAAGUGCAGUAAAAAGUAUGACCCCGAGAUGACCCCCAGGCAGUUCAGCGUGGAGGUGUCGCGUCUGACCAGCGAGGACCGGGCGGUGCCAUUAGUGGUGGAGAAGCUGAUCAACUAUAUCGAGAUGCAUGGCCUAUACACAGAGGGUAUCUACCGGAAGUCUGGCUCCGCCAACAAGAUCAAGGAGCUCAAACAAGGAUUGGACGCAGAUGUCAACAGCACCAACUUAGAUGACUACAACAUCCACGUCAUCGCCAGCGUCUUUAAGCAGUGGCUGCGAGACCUACCAAACCCGCUUCUAACCUUCGAACUCUAUGAGGAAUUCCUCCGUGCUAUGGGUUUGCAGGACAAGAAGGAGAUGAUCCAGGGAGUGUACUCAGUGAUCGACCAGCUGAGCAGAAAUCACCAGAGCACUCUAGAACGUCUGAUCUUCCACCUGGUCAGGAUCGUGCUGCAGGAGGAGACCAACCGCAUGUCGGCCAACGCUCUGGCCAUCGUCUUCGCCCCCUGCAUCCUGCGCUGCCCCGACUCCAUCGAUCCACUGCAGAGUGUGCAGGACAUCAGCAAGACCACGGCGUGUGUGGAACUGAUCAUCUGUGAGCAGAUGAGCAAGUACAAGGCCCGCCUCAGGGACAUCAGCAGCCUCGAGUUUGCUGAGAACAAGGCCAGGACCAGACUCAACUUCAUCCGGAGGUCCAUGAAACCUGUACUAAUUGCCGUUAGGUUUAGGAACAUAACCCGAAGUAGCGUCCCGCCAAAUGCAGCUAAGAAGGGCAAGGUGCGGCUGCGGAGGGCCAUGUACCGCACACCGUCGCCGCCCAUGAGCCCACGCUCAGCGUACGGUGGCGGGGACAAGGCUGAGGAGAGCAGCGCCGAGGAGGCCAGUGGAGGGGGAGAGCUGACAGAGCAGCAGGCCGCCUUGCAGCAGGAAGAGAGGCUGCUGAUGGUGCAGAUAGAAGGCCUGCAGCGGGAGAAGGAGGAGCUGACGUUUGACAUGCUCGCCCUGGAACCCCGAGCUUCAGACGAAGAGACCAUGGAGUCAGAAGCCUCCUUCGUCGCAGCGGUCAGCUCGGAGAACCUUGAUGUGGUCAUGGAGGGAGCAGCCAUGGACCUCUCCGAGAGACCGCUGAUGGCCACCCUACCAAAGAGGUCUGAGAGUAAGCGUAGGCGGCACCUGCGCCGGCAGCCCGAGUCCCUGGACUCUGCCGAUUCCUCGGCUUCUAUCAACUCCUCCUUCCAGUCCCGCUCCUCCACCACCCGCCGCCUCCGCUAUCGCUCAAGUUCUCCCCCACCGCCCCCCGCACGGGAGGUCGAAGACCGGCCCUGCUUCCCCACCUGUUCCUUCAGCCCUGAGAACGGCAGGCAGAGGACCUCCAAGAAACCACCCCGUCGGUGGCGAGAUCCCACUGAGGCCGAGCCCGACUUCGGCACCGCCCAGCCGCUGGUUUUGUACGGCAGCAAUGAGUUCAUGGUGUGAGGCGUGCAUCUCCGCGGAAAGCUGCUUUUCCCCCUCGGCCUAAUCUGGGGGGGCUCAUAGGGCAAGGGGCUACCUUUUAUGCGUCUGUGCCAUGGCUGCUGUCUACAGGAGAGGGCCUACUGGGACACUUAGCUACACCCAGAGGGGAAAAAUGGCAGUGAGGAAAAACAUCCAUGUCCUGUGAAGGAUGUAGGUGGCAAUGACAUCUGUCUCCAGGAAGAAUAAGGACCAUCGGACAGACAGGGGUGACGCAAAACAGGAAACAGGACGAACUCCACCAAUCACUGCUCUCAGGUUUGCAGGAUAGACCACUCGAGUGGAGCAGUAGGCACUGUUUACUGAGAUGAUAAUGACACAGGUUGAAUGAAUCUCUAUGAUACGAUCCUUGCAUACUUAAGCCUGAUCUUCAAAGGCACCGAUGGUAGGAAGAAGUAGGUAAGGUGUGGGGAUGCGUAGGUUGUCGGGAAAUCCACUCGACGAUAUUUUUUUGUUCAUGCUGCUUUUAGUUAUCCUUUCGUGGUGAGAAACACCAGCGAAGGGUCUGUUCUGACGUGCAUCCGCCAGGAUGACCUCUGCCAUUUUAGCUUUGUACAUUUGCAUCGCCACUGUCCAAACUGUAAUGGUUAAAAUUUACCCAGAAUCCCUCGCCCAGCGCGAGACAUCAGUGUUAAACUAUUGAACUGGAACUUGAAUUUUUUUUGUCAUUUUUAAAAAUGAUUGUGUCGAAUGUUGGGAAUAUGAGUUGCUAUGUUCUGGUCGUUGUCAUGUCUGUGGCUGUGUAAGUCCCACUCCCCGGAUCAGUCCGGAUAAUCUGACCAUGCCCUGGGCUCCCCCUUCUGGCCUGCGCAUCAUCAUGAUUUAACCUGCCUCCCCGUCUGCUGGUCCAUCCCGAAGGGGACAUGUGGCACCACUGAGGGGGAGGUCGGUUCUCCUGACACUGCAUGCGGGAUGCAGUAGACAUACUGUCCAUCCAGCCCUGUCUAUGCACUGGCUCCACUGGGUUCUUCUCAGCCUUGGCUUUCAUUUCCUCAGUCAUGGCUGACGGCACAGCUCAUCUUUCCCGGUGCUUCGUGCGUGAAUCAUUACUGUAACUUUAAGGCUUCUAGAGUCUCCCAUCUGCAGCAUGCAGUGACUUCAUCUGCAGUGACCCAGGUACGCGCCCUGUCCAGCCUCCACCCAUCUCUCCUCCAUUCUGUCCCACCCAAACAGUCGACUGAGCCAAUCAGCCUGGGUCUGAGCCCCCCGUCCACAGAUGGCGAAGGACAGCUAGGAAAUUGUAACCCCGCCCCUGGCUGUUUGACCACUCAGAUGUUAUCUGAGACCAGUCUUCCGUCCAUCCAAGUAGAAGUUUUCCGCAGUUCUGCCGUGAAGCUCUUGUGACAGCUGCGGAGGUGCAUGUCUGUGACGACCUGGACGUCGAGACUCGCCGCCUGUCGAUCUGCGCUUUCCCUUUAAGAAAUUAAAGCUACCAGGUAGACUUGAUGACGUCCCGCUAGAUUUUGCUUAAGUGUCUCUGUUUUCCUGUUGCCCUGCCAGAGGCCCUUGCGAUGCUGUGACCCCGUGCAAUAUGCCAACAUGAAGGGAAAUGGUCUCCUGCAGAUGCCUUUAAGGACCCUGGAGAUGCUGGUAUUUAUAAAUCAAGAAAUGCACUUGCAGUUCAGUUCUCUGAAAUGGAGAGCGAAGGUGAAACCAAAAGGAUGGUUACCUUCAGGCUGAAUGAUGCAAAAGACCUUGAUGAGGCCUCCUAGCCCACAGAUGGCCUUAUCCGCUCAACCAUCUCCCAAUUCAACAAGUCAGCUGUAAACUUGGGGUCUAAUCUCUCAUAUACUACAACAAUCUGGGAAUGCCACUCUCUCUGUUCAUGAAACUGCCUGGAAGUAGCUUGUGAGCGGAUGCACCUGUAAUAAACUCGCUGAUCUUUAUCCUGAUGUCAGUAUUUCCCAAAGAAGGUGCCAGCCUAGCUUUUGUUCAUAUAACUGCUUAAUGCCUGACCUAGGUCUCACGUCACAAACUGGCCGCAAAACUUGACACAAGUUCUAACCAUGCAUUUUGCUCUGUGUUCUGUAAAAUGUGCUAUAUGUUGUCUGCCUGUUGUUAAGGAGCCCAGAAUCUUUAUUUCCUCACUUUAAUACCGAGGUGACUGCUUCUGACAUCUAUUAGCGCCCCCCGCUGGCGUGGGGGACAAAUACCUUCUACAGUGCAUCCAGAUCUGUAGUUGUCUUUCGGUCCUGUGGGCUUGUCAGUGCUCUUGGCAUCCUGAAGUGAAUGCUCUAAUCACUGGAAAGGCAGACUCCACUUAAAAAAAACUAUAUAUAUAUAUAUAUAUAUAUAUAUAUAUAUAUAUAUAUAUAUAUAUAUAUAUAUAUAUUAGUAAAUUAUGAUUAUGCUCAUGAUUGUACAUUUGAAAUUGUAUCUGUUGUUAAAGGAUAUAUUAUCCUGUGUAUUGCAAGAUAUAUCACCUUAAAUGUUUUUACUCAUCGCCUGUCAGACAGGGCUAUAGGACUUGAGCUUUGUAUUUCAGUGUGCUCUUUUGGACAGUGGUAUGUAUAAAGUGCAAUUUGUGUAAUAUUUCUUUUAAAAAGGAUUAAAGCUGUAUAUGUCUAUGGAUGUACAAACAGGUUUAUGAACAAAUUAAUCUUCAGCUUAAUAAAAUAAAAAAUCAAGCCUA